Molecule: messenger RNA, 1493 nt
Organism: Dimorphilus gyrociliatus
Lineage: Eukaryota; Metazoa; Annelida; Polychaeta; Dinophilidae
Source: the annotation of a GenBank genome assembly
AUUGAAAAUUCAGCUCUAUACUGCCAUCUACACAAAAUGUAGAAGACGUCUUUAACAGAUGUAUUAGGUUACAAUAGGAUAAAUUAAUUUGAUUUUCAACUAUUCUUCUCCCGAAAAAUUGUAAGAUCAAAUAUCCUACUUAUCAAGGCUUGCCUAAUCGACAUUCCAUUUUUAAUGCUACUAUUUUCCUACUUUCGUUGUGAUUCUUAAUAUCGAGCAAUGCACGAAAAAAAAUAUUUGGACAGUUUACCAGAGGAAAUUCUCCUCUAUCUCCUAUCCUACUUGAAAAAGAAAGAUUUGUGCAAUAUGUCUCUUGUUAAUUGGCGAUUUAACAGUCUCUGUUUUGAUGGGUCUUUAUGGGAGUGUGUGAGCUUGUCUCCAAGAAUUUCAGACGAAACUGCCUUGAAGCUUUCAAAAAAAUUCCAAAAUGUUAAAUGUUUAGAACUAUCUAAUGCAGGACAAAUUUUAGGUUUUAUAAAGAACUGCUCAUGUAUUACAAAUAUCUCGUUAACGUUUUGUGAACAACUUCAAUCAAGUAUCAUGCAGAGUAUUGUGAAAGCAUGGCCAAAACUUAGGCAGAUGAAUAUUGAAGGCUGUAAAGAAGUUUGUGUAUCAACCUGUCAGCAUAUUGGAAGUUUGUCAUAUUUAAAAUCUUUAAACAUGAGGGGUUGUGAAUGGGUAACUGAGGAGAGUAUGAUUAAUAUGUGCCGAAAAUUAAAAGACCUUCAAUCGCUAGAUGUAAAUGGGAUACCAUGGCUACAGAAUAAUUUUAUAGAAGAUGUUUUCCAUACGCAUGGAAAAUCGCUUCAGUAUCUAUCCAUAGAUGGAUCCGAGGUUACUGAUGAACCAUUUCAAAGACUUCCUAUGAUAAAAAUGCUGCAACAGUUACAUAUAUCUUUUUGCGAAAAUGUUACAGACAAUUUAUUAAUAUAUAUAUCUGAUACUGCUUCAUUAAGAAACCUUUCUUUAAGGAAAGGAAGAAACUUUACGGAGAUUGGCCUUAACAAAUUUUUAAAUUCUCUUGUUGUAAAACAACUUGUCGAGUUAGAUCUGUCGGAAUGUGUCUAUGUGACGGAUAAAACUAUUUGCCAUCUAGUUGAAACAAAUAAUUCCACGUUAAAACGACUAAUUCUAAAGUGGUGCUGGAAUAUCACCGAAGAAGGCUUAAGCAAGAUUGUAGACAAAUCUGCUAGUUUAGAGAAGCUAGAACUGACUGGGGUUGAUCAGCCUUCGGGUGCAUGUUUAGUAAAUAUUCCUCUGAAAAUGAAGAAUCUUUGCUUUUUAGAUUUAGCCUGCUGCAGUGGAAUAGAUGACAAAGUAAUCGAGAGGAUUCUCUUAUUUAUGCCCAACUUAAUUGUGCUUGAUUAUUAUGGAGUAGAGUUUCGUCUUGAAAAUGUAUCUCGUGAUUGAAUUCUACUAUGAAAUAUACUUUGUAUAGUAUUUAUUUUAUAAAUAAAGAAAUGAAUAUUACAAUUUAUAUGUUUAAACUACUC